AUGCCCCUCAACUUGGACGAGGAAUUUAAACUUUACUCAACAAAUGCCGAACGAGAGAAAUACGAUAACCAAGCAACGCUCUAUAGCAUCAUCCUUUCGCUGGAAUAUCUGGAACGAGCGUAUGUUCGGGACUCGAUCACCCAGGCCCAAUAUACUCCUGCCUGUGGACGUCUGCUGGGUCAUUUCAAGACACUGUUGAACUUAGUUGGUGGUGACUUACAAUGGAUUCAGAACUUCAUGGCUGAAUACAGAAUGGAUUGUCAGGCCGCUGCAAAUCGAAUCCGAGUCGGUGUCCCAGCCACGGUAGAACAUUCCUCCGAGGAAGGAAACGAGUCAUCGAAAGCCUCUCGGGGAGUAGCAGAAACCACACAAAACUUUAUUACAUUUAUGGAUGCCCUGAAAUUGAAGAUGAGAGCGAAGGAUCAACUCCACCCAUUACUCAGCGAACUUAUGGUGGGCUAUUCGAAGUUUCCAAAAAGUCAAGAAUGGGAGGGUCGUCCGAAGAUUUUGCAUUGGUUGAUAACUCUGAAUUCGAUGAGGGCAAGUGAUGAAAUUACGGAUGAACAAUCAAGACAGAUCUUGUUUGACAUCGACUCAGCCUACCAGGAAUUCUAUAAAAGUCUUACCUGA
Molecule: messenger RNA, 630 nt
Organism: Puccinia graminis f. sp. tritici CRL 75-36-700-3
Lineage: Eukaryota; Fungi; Basidiomycota; Pucciniomycetes; Pucciniales; Pucciniaceae
Exons: 7
Coding region: 1-630 (209 amino acids)
Biological process (GO): protein transport to vacuole involved in ubiquitin-dependent protein catabolic process via the multivesicular body sorting pathway
Cellular component (GO): ESCRT I complex
Molecular function (GO): protein-containing complex binding
Source: RefSeq, a predicted model, not a curated record